AUGGGUUGCGCUUGCUGCAAGCACAAGAAGUCGGCAAAACUGGAAGCGGCCGCCUUGACGGGCGCCGCUGACGCUUCCGUGCCGUCACCCGUCGAAAGCGACGGCGCCUUAUCCUCGGGGGUGCCGCCAGUGGGACGAUACUGCCCGGACCCCACCCAGGCCAUACCGGACUUCAAUAAGGGAUUCUCAACCGCUGCCAUCUUCCCAAACUCCAACACGCAACAUUGGGCCACUGGAGUCACAAGCGGUGGCGUCACGCUUUUCAUCGCGCUUUACGACUAUGACGCUCGCACUGAGGAUGACCUCACCUUCCAGAAAGGAGAAAAGUUUCAAAUCAUCAACAACACCGAGGGCGACUGGUGGGAGGCUCGUUCUUUGGACACGGGCAACGCCGGCUACAUCCCGUCCAACUAUGUCGCUCCGGUCGACUCCAUACAGGCCGAGGAGUGGUAUUUCGGAAAGAUGGGGAGGAAGGAUGCGGAGAGACAGCUGCUGGGCCACGGCAACCAGAGGGGGACUUUCCUCAUUCGCGAGAGCGAGACUACCAAAGGCGCUUACUCGCUUUCCAUCCGUGACUGGGACGAGAACAAGGGAGAGCACGUCAAGCACUAUAAGAUCCGUAAACUGGACAACGGCGGCUACUACAUCACCACCAGGUCUCAGUUUGACACCGUGCAGCAGCUGGUUGCGCACUACACAGACACUAAUGACGGGCUGUGCUACUACCUGACCAAGGUGUGUCCUAACAGCACGCCGCUCACCUUGGGCCUGGGCCGGGACGCCUGGGAGGUGCCCCGGUCCAUGCUGUCCCUGCAGAGGAAGCUGGGACACGGCUGCUUUGGGGACGUGUGGAUGGGCAUGUGGAACGGGACCACCAAGGUGGCGGUGAAGACCCUGAAGCCCGGCACCAUGUCCCCCGAGGCCUUCCUGGAGGAGGCUCAGAUCAUGAAAAGGCUGCGCCAUGACAAGUUGGUGCAGCUGUACGCCGUGGUGUCGGAGGAGCCCAUCUACAUAAUCACCGAGUUCAUGAGUCAAGGAAGUUUACUGGAUUUCUUAAAAGAUGGCGAGGGGCAAAACCUUAAGCUACCCCAGCUUGUCGACAUGGCGGCGCAGAUCGCGGCCGGUAUGGCUUACAUCGAGAGGAUGAACUACAUCCACAGGGACCUGCGUGCUGCCAACAUCCUCGUCGGAGACAACCUGGUGUGCAAGAUUGCAGACUUUGGUCUGGCCAGGCUCAUCGAGGAUAACGAGUACACUGCUAGACAAGGAGCCAAGUUCCCCAUCAAAUGGACGGCUCCGGAAGCGGCGCUGUACGGACGCUUCACCAUCAAAUCAGACGUGUGGAGCUUCGGCAUUCUUCUCACUGAGCUUAUCACCAAGGGACGCGUGCCCUACCCAGGCAUGAACAACCGCGAGGUGCUGGAGCAGGUAGAACGAGGCUAUCGGAUGGCCUGUGCCCCGGGCUGCCCCGCCUCGCUCCACGAGCUCAUGCUGCAGUGCUGGCGGCGCGAGGCCGACGAGCGGCACACCUUCGAGUACCUGCAGUCCUUCCUGGAGGAUUAUUUCACCGCCACCGAGCCGCAGUACCAGCCCGGCGAGAACCUGUGA
Nerophis lumbriciformis (worm pipefish) is the source of this 1608-nucleotide messenger RNA. NCBI's taxonomy places the organism in Eukaryota, Metazoa, Chordata, Actinopteri, Syngnathiformes, Syngnathidae. The record is from RefSeq and is a predicted model, not a curated record.